AUGGAGGACAUUUAUUAUUACUUUAUUUAUUAAGAAGUUCAUUAAAAUAGAAUGGUAAUCAUAAUUUAGAAAAUAGGUGACAAGAACUGAUUUAUUAUAAAAAUUUCCUAAUGAAAGACUUCAAGCUAUAUAGUAUUGCUUUUAUUUUAAUUAAUUGUAGAGCUUUUAAUACCUAUUAUGAACAUCAUUCUGAAGAGCUUGAUGCUGUAUUCAAUGUAUUACAAUAUGUUAAUGAUGAAGGAGGAUUAAUUAGUUCAUUAUUAUCUGCAAAUUAAAUAAAUAAAGACAUUAAAAUUUAGGAUAUUUCAUUAUAUGCUUUGGCAGAUAAAAAUAUGAUUUUAGAUGAAGGCCUUUUUCCACCUGUUUUUCGGUAUUUUAAACCUUAAUUUAUUAUUAGUGGAUAAGAACCUUUAAAAGUGACAGUUCAUGAAGUCAAUUUAUCUAGUCUAGUAUAAGCUAUGGCAGUAGAAUCAUAAAAAGCAGUAGUUAAUAAAAAAGUUGAUGGAUUAAAUCAUAAAAGAAAAAAUGAUUCUUCUGAUAUUAACACUAAAGUUAAUUUAUCUAAACAACUUAAAUCCACUCAUCCAAUCUUUAAUGAUUCCUUAAAAAUAAUUAAUGAAAAUGAUUAAGCUUAAGACACUGUUAAUAAUGAAUCAAAAAAAAAAGAAGAUCCAGUAAUUAAGAAACCUAAAAUUGUAUUAAAGAGCAAAUAAUAAGAUUAAUCAAAAAAUUAAAAUCAAGCCAAAGAUUCUAACUUUCUCCCUAUCAUUGAAGAAUUUGUUAUUAAAAAUGAUCCCAUUAUUGAAGAACCUAUCAAAAAAAUUAACAAAAAUAACUAAGAAAUUCAGCCUUCUUAAACAUAAUAAAAUAAUAAAACUUCAAAACAAAAAAAUUUAACAAUAGGAGCUGGCUCUAUGAAGUUAGAUAACUUUUUUUUUAAAAAAUGA
Molecule: messenger RNA, 947 nt
Organism: Paramecium sonneborni
Lineage: Eukaryota; Ciliophora; Oligohymenophorea; Peniculida; Parameciidae
Source: the annotation of a GenBank genome assembly